Paramecium sonneborni is the source of this 1230-nucleotide messenger RNA. The record is from the annotation of a GenBank genome assembly. NCBI's taxonomy places the organism in Eukaryota, Ciliophora, Oligohymenophorea, Peniculida, Parameciidae.
AUGAAUCAAAAUUAAAGGAAAUUCGUUAGAUGUUUCAAUUGUAAAACAAAGCCAGCUACAAUAAAAUGUUUUGAUUGUAAUGAAAAUGAGCCUACUAAAUUAUGUUAUCAUUGUGAUUCUACUUUACAUCCAGAUCAAGAUCAUCAGAAAUAGAUUAUACCUUAUGAUCAAAUGGUUUCAAAUGAAGAAAGAACUCAAUCUAUAACUCCUGAAAAGUAAUAAGAGAUGACUCCUCAUUUAAGUUCAAUUUUAAAAUCUAGAAUCAGAAAAAAUGAAGAGAAUACUAGUUUUAUAAAUAAUGAAGAAAUUUUAAAUAAGAACUAACUUAAAUCAGUUGAAUUGAAAUUUAGAAUAAAAUUUCAAGAAUAAGAGAAUACGAUAAAUUUAUUGAAAUAGCAUAUUGAAAAUAUAGAAAAUAAACACAAAGAGAAUUUGUCAAAAAUGAGAGAUCAAUUAAUAAAAGCCCAAGAUGAUGCUUUAAAAAAAUAAGAAGAAAAUAGUAAUGAAUAAAUAAAGUUUAAGAAAUAAUAUGAAGAUAAAAUAGCAUAAUAUACAUAAUAGAUUGAAAGUGAGACCUAGUUUAAUAAUUCUCUUUAAUAAAAGUUAGAUGAAUUAAGGUAAUAUAAUUUUUCUUAAUUUUAAGAAACACUCAUUAAAUAAAAUUAUAGGAAGCUUAAUAAAUAAUAGUUUAAUUGAGAGCUGAAAUAGAGAGAAGAAAGUUUUAAGAAGAAUAAAUAAGAAUGGAGACUGAAAAUUAAGUAAUUUAGAUUAAGAAAGAAUCCUAAUUAGAAAUGGAAAGAAGCAUAUCUAUGAUAAAAAAUGAUUGUACAUCUUAAGUUGAGGAGUAUAAGCAAAAAUUAACAGGUAAAUAAGAGUAAAUUAUAUCAUUAUAAUCUUAAAUCUAAUAAUUAUAAGGUACCUUAAAAGAAAUAGAAGGAGUUUGGUAGAAGAAAUUAUAAUUUGAAUAAUAGUGUUAUGAUGAAUUAAAGUAAAAUUAAUAAAUUAAUAAAUAGAUAAAAAUAUCAUCAAUAAGGAGAUGAAUGUGAGAUACUAAUUAAAGAUAUAAGAAAUCUUUAAUCAGAAAUAAUGAUAUAUUAAAAGGAAAAUGAAUUAUUUCAAAAAGAGAAAUUGGGUUUGACAAAAUAGUUGAAUUAAUAAUUAGAAAAGAAUGAGAAAAUGGAUAGAUUUAUCUAUGGUUCUAAGAAAUCAUAGAUUAAAAUAAAACUAUGA